AGAUAAUAUUGCACGAGAGGAAAGAGAUUUACAAAGGUUGAAACUUUAGUACAUCAAGGCUGGAGUAAAAUAUAGAAAAAAAAAUAUCAACUUAUGCAGAAAGGAAGAAACGGAGGUUGAGUCAAUUGGCCCAAAAUGGGAAAGUCGACGGACUGGACCAAAUGUCGUGAUUUCAAUGGCGGUGAUAUAUGGCAAAUGCGCAGAAGUGUGGCGGUGCAUGGGGAACAACACCCUCGGAUUUCAUCUUCAAGUAUCACUCACCUCUCUUCUCGCAGCAUCUGCCACAACUCGCAUUCCUGCAGUCGGUUAACACGCUGGAAAACUCUCGUCAUUUUUCUAGGCCCUCGUUUCUCUCCUAUCUUUACCUCCAAACUCUCCUUCGUUUUGGACAAGAGUCGCCAGCCAAUGAAUGAAUGGAUCUAUAACGGAGGAAAGAAAACUACUAACCUUGGUUCCCAUAGUAGACGAGCUAAUAGAGCGUCAGUCUUGCAGCGAGACAUAAUUCCGAAAAUACCAUCACUCAGAUGGUGCGGUACAAGGUGGCCUACUGUCCCCUAUAUGUGCGAUAACAAAUCCCUUGGUGAGGCCGAGACGAUAAGUGGGAAGCUGCAGAUUAAUGCUAAACGACUUGGAAUCGAUCCGUCAUAGCCUGGUCCACAGAAAGCACACGAGGAGCCUGAUUCGAGCCCCUAAUCCUCAUUGAUCGGCUUACAACUUGCGCUGCAUGUUGUACAACCCUUCUAGCCAGCUAACAGUGUUUUCAUCAAGAAUACAUACCAUCGGAUCUCUAUGAUAUCGUACCGUGCCCUGUUUCUUUUUCCUUUUUUAUUUUUUUUUGUGACCUUUGAUUUUAUUUCAAUAUGAU
Aspergillus alliaceus is the source of this 865-nucleotide messenger RNA. RefSeq lists its product as uncharacterized. The coding region runs from base 136 to 648 and encodes 170 amino acids. NCBI's taxonomy places the organism in Eukaryota, Fungi, Ascomycota, Eurotiomycetes, Eurotiales, Aspergillaceae. The record is from RefSeq and is a predicted model, not a curated record. The transcript has 2 exons.